Messenger RNA from Malania oleifera, 2671 nucleotides. Its product is annotated as sulfate transporter 3.1-like. Gene Ontology annotation, cellular component: membrane. Bases 437 to 2395 code for a protein of 652 amino acids. NCBI's taxonomy places the organism in Eukaryota, Viridiplantae, Streptophyta, Magnoliopsida, Santalales, Ximeniaceae. Gene Ontology annotation, molecular function: secondary active sulfate transmembrane transporter activity. The record is from RefSeq and is a predicted model, not a curated record. Gene Ontology annotation, biological process: transmembrane transport. The transcript is spliced from 12 exons.
CCCACAACCACCUCCUCCCCCUCCCCCCUAAUUUUAAUAUAUCCUCUCUCUUUCUCUCUCCACCGCCGCCGCCACCACCCUAAAGUUAGUAAAUCUCUCUCUCUUCACCGCCUGUGUCUCGGCCACCACCCCAAACUUCGCAAUACUACUACCUCUUACCACCGCCUAAACUACGUUCUCUCUCUCUCUCUCUCUCUCUCUCUCUUCAUGGUCAUCUAGCUAGCUCCCUGACCAGCAAAUGAGCAUAUGACAGCAAACGUAGCCAACUUGCGAAUUAAGACAAUAUAGUGCAGAAGAAAAAGACAGCUACUGCCACCUCCAUUGCACCAUCCAUUCAAAUACGUACGCAAUUCAAGAACCCAACACAGCUAGCCAGCUAGCGGCUAGCUACGUUUCUUAACAUAAGAAAAUAUUAUCACUACAACUCGACCUUAAAAUGGGCAACGCCGACGAAUACCAAUUUUGCCCUCACCGCGUGGCCGUUCCUCCGUCCAAGCCCUUCUUGAAGUCCCUAAAGUCGUCGCUGAAGGAGACCUUCUUCCCCGACGACCCCUUCCGGCAGUUCAAGAACCAGCCGCCGUGUCGCCGACUUCUGCUGGGCUUGCAGUACUUCGUGCCAAUCCUGGAAUGGGCUCCUCGCUACACCUUCGACUUCUUCAAGGCGGAUCUCGUCGCCGGAAUUACCAUCGCCAGUCUGGCUGUUCCUCAGGGCAUCAGCUACGCCAAUUUGGCCAACUUGCCACCAAUUAUCGGCCUAUAUUCGAGUUUUGUUCCGCCAUUGGUGUAUGCGAUGUUGGGGAGCUCGAGGGAUUUGGCGGUGGGGACGGUGGCCGUGGCGUCGCUGCUGAUAGCAGCUAUGUUGGGGAAGGAGGUUAAUCCUCACGAAAAUACUAAGCUUUAUGUUCAGUUAACUUUCACUGCUACAUUCUUCGCUGGCCUCCUCCAAGCUGGUUUGGGUUUCUUUAGGCUAGGCUUCAUAGUGGACUUUUUGUCACAUGCAACCAUAGUGGGGUUCAUGGCGGGAGCAGCCACGGUGGUGUGUCUACAGCAGCUAAAAGGGAUAUUGGGUUUGCUUCACUUCACCCACGAGACCGAUGUUACUUCUGUCUUCCGCUCUGUAUUCACCCAAACGCACCAGUGGAGGUGGGAAAGCGGAUUGCUGGGCUGUGGUUUCCUUUUCUUCCUCUUCCUCAUAAGAUACUUCAGCAAGAAAAAGGCAAGCUUCUUCUGGAUAAACGCAAUGGCUCCUCUUCUCUCUGUUAUUUUGGGAAGCCUGCUCGUCUUCCUUACCCACGCUGAAAAACACGGCGUUCAAAUUAUAGGGCACUUGAAGAAAGGUUUGAAUCCACCAUCCUUGGCCGAAUUAGAGUUUGGGUCACCGUAUCUCACACUGGUUAUUAAGAUCGGCGUCAUCACUGGUAUCAUCGCUCUCGCUGAAGGAAUAGCAGUUGGAAGAAGCUUCGCCAUGUUCAAGAACUACCACAUUGAUGGAAACAAAGAGAUGAUCGCUUUUGGAAUGAUGAACAUUGCUGGCUCCUGCGCGUCUUGCUACUUGACCGCUGGCCCAUUCUCGCGAACAGCGGUUAACUUCAAUGCAGGAUGCAAGACGGCAGUAUCAAACAUUGUAAUGGCAACGGCAGUUAUGAUAACUCUGCUCUUCCUCACUCCACUCUUCCAUUACACUCCCCUAGUGGUCCUCUCCUCCAUAAUCAUCACUGCCAUGGUUGGCCUCAUCGACUACAAUGCUGCCAUCCAUAUCUGGAAAGUCGACAAGCUCGAUUUCGUCAUCUGCAUUGGUUCGUACCUUGGCGUGGUCUUUGGCAGUGUUGAGGUCGGCCUAGUCAUCGGUGUUACCGUUUCAUUGCUAAGAGUUUUACUAUUUGUGGCGAGGCCAAGGACAUUCGCUCUAGGCAAUGUCCCAAACUCCAUGACCUACAGAAGCAUCGAGCAAUACCCGGUGUCCAAUCAUGUUCCCGGGAUUCUCAUUCUUCGCGUAGAUGCACCCAUCUACUUUGCCAAUGCAAGCUACUUGAGAGAGAGGAUCUCAAGAUGGAUACAAGAGGAGGAAGAGAAAAUAAAAUCUUUGGGAAAAAGUAGCCUUCAGUAUGUCAUAUUGGAUAUGGGUGCCGUUGGAAGCAUCGACACAGGUGGGGUCAGCAUGCUUGAAGAAGUCAACAAGAAUGUUGAAAGAAAAGGUCUCAAGCUUGUUCUAGCAAACCCAGGAAGUGAGGUGACGAAGAAGCUAGACAAGUCAAACCUCAUCGAAACCAUUGGACAGGAAUGGAUGUUUUUGACGGUUGCAGAGGCCGUGGGAGCAUGCAACUUCAUGCUGCACACAUCCGACAAGCCAAAGCCCACGGCCGUCGAUCUGGGUGCACAAGAUGGCAAUGUAUGACAUCUUGGAUGCGAUGGAUGUUAUACAUAUGCCAAAGAAUUUGAAAGGGCAGCGUGCAUGGCAUUGGUUGGGAAAAAUUAAGCAUAUAAAGGAAAGGAAGCUUUCUGAUGUAAUUGUUAAAUGCCAUCUUAACUUUCCGAGUAUUGAAUUGUAAUACUAAUUGGCUAAGAGAAGCUGCUUCCACCCCACACCCUAAUGUAAUGUUUUCAGUGAGAAUAGCUUUGGCACUUUGUCUUUUUUGCAAUACAAAUGGUAGUUCUCGUGCUUAUGCAUCAA